UGGGAAUCUGGGUUACUUAAACUGCCAUGGGGGACUUCUAAUGCCUAUGAAUUCAUGCCUUCUGUCAUUGCUUCUAGACCUAGAGUUGAGAUUGGUGGUGAGGACAUGAGGGAUGCAUGUACGCUGAUCAUGACAGACCCUGAUGCUCCAAGCCCUGGUGAUCCAUACUUGAGAGAACAUCUCCACUGGAUGGUCACUGACAUUCCUGGCACAGCUGGUAUUGUUUCCUUUGGAAAGGAAAUUGUGCUCUAUGAGACUCCAAAACCUGUGGCUGGUAUCCAUAGAUAUGCGUUCAUCUUAUUUAAGCAGAGGGGAAGGCAAACUGAGAGGCAACCAGCUUCAAGAGACUGUUUCAACACUAGAAGGUUUUCUGGAGACAAUGGAUCGGACCUGCCAGUAGCAGCAGUGUACUUUGAUGCACAGAGAGAAACUGCUGCAAGAAAAAGGUGAUGAAUGAUCAAGAGAGUAAUAG
Populus euphratica (Euphrates poplar) is the source of this 472-nucleotide messenger RNA. Its product is annotated as CEN-like protein 1. The record is from RefSeq and is a predicted model, not a curated record. The annotation marks the transcript as partial. The transcript has 4 exons. Gene Ontology annotation, biological process: vegetative to reproductive phase transition of meristem; flower development. Lineage: Eukaryota; Viridiplantae; Streptophyta; Magnoliopsida; Malpighiales; Salicaceae.